Molecule: messenger RNA, 2382 nt
Organism: Capra hircus (goat)
Lineage: Eukaryota; Metazoa; Chordata; Mammalia; Artiodactyla; Bovidae
Gene: RELL2
Product: RELT like 2
Exons: 8
Coding region: 1065-1976 (303 amino acids)
Biological process (GO): positive regulation of cell-substrate adhesion; positive regulation of p38MAPK cascade
Source: RefSeq, a predicted model, not a curated record
GGGCUUGGCCGGAGGACAGUAGCAUUGGUCCUAGGAUGACAGGGCCAUUUCCUUCCCGCCGGGGGUCAAAUCCUCGGGAAGCCGAGCCAUCUUGUCCAGCUACCUGUCCCAAGCGGGGCGCAGGCCGUGUCGCCUCUCUAGGAGGCUCCGGAGAACCGGCCACGCUGACCCUCUCAGGUGCAGAAAGCAAGCUUCCCCCGGCCCGCUGGGGAAGAUUCCCAGCUACACAUCCAGCCGGGGCAUCUGAGGGCUGGAGCCAAGCCAGGCGUGCCCGAUAGACCGGUGGAGAGCGCUCUCGCCUGACUGCCCGUCCUCCUCACCCGGACCCAGACUCGGCUCCGCACUGUCACCGGGCGGCAGUGGGGGGGCUGCGCAGUCACGCGCGCACCACACUUGCGCUCAGGAGCGCGCAAGGCUCUCUCUCCGCCCCGCACACCUGGGCUCCGCCCCCUGGUCCCCGGCCGGCGGUCGAAGGCUUUUGGGGACCCAGAGCGGCUGCGGCAGCGCCCCCCUUCUCCUUCCCUUUCCACGGCUGGAGUUGUCCGGAGCCUGUCGCCGGUCCCAACCAGCCCUCAUCCCUUUCCAUCCUUCCCUCCCCCCACCCCUGCCGCGGCACGGGUAUCUGCAGCCGCAGCCCGGAGCCCUUGAGGCGGCGAAGGGGGGAGGGGAAGGAAGCAAGGGAUGAGCGCCGGGAGGGCGUCGGGGGCCCUGAGCCGGACUAGGACGCCCCUGGAACCGGAGCCGGAGCCGGAGCCAGAACCAAACCACCGUGUCCUUGGGAGGGACGAAAGCUCAGGACAAGCUGGAAACGGGGAGCUCUGGGCGUCGGGGAAGCGGGACCAGGGUCGUGGAAGAGGGCCUGCGCAGCCGCCGUCUGACACCCCUGGCCCGGACCAGCACCCCUGGCACGGACAGCUCCUUGGUUGGGUAGGGGGUGGGGCCAGACCUCAGAGGCUUGUCUGUCUUGAAUCCUGAGGACGGCAUUCCUAACCCUUCCCCCAUCCUUAGCUGCAGCCCCCUAACUCCAGGAGCCGCCCUGGCCCGUGCUCACCCGCCAGGGCCUCAUGUCGGAACCACAGCCUGACCUGGAACCGCCCCAGCAUGGGCUGUACAUGCUCUUCCUGCUUGUGCUGGUCUUCUUCCUCAUGGGCCUUGUAGGCUUCAUGAUCUGCCACGUGCUCAAGAAAAAGGGCUACCGCUGCCGCACCUCGAGGGGCUCGGAGCCUGAUGACGCCCAGCUCCAGCCCCCUGAGGACGAUGACAUGAAUGAGGACACAGUAGAGAGAAUUGUUCGCUGCAUCAUCCAAAAUGAAGCCAACGCUGAGGCCCUGAAGGAGAUGCUGGGGGACAGUGAAGGAGAAGGGACAGUGCAGCUGUCCAGCGUGGAUGCCACCUCCAGCCUGCAAGACGGAGCCCCCUCCCAUCAUCACACAGUGCACCUGGGCUCCUCAGCCCCAUGCAUCCACUGCAGCCGCAACAAGAGACCCCCACUUGUCCGUCAGGGACGCUCCAAGGAAGGAAAGAGUCGCCCCCGGCCUGGGGAGACCACCGUGUUCUCUGUGGGCAGGUUCCGGGUGACGCACAUUGAGAAGCGCUAUGGGCUGCAUGAGCAUCGUGAUGGCUCUCCUACGGACAGGAGCUGGGGGUCUGGUGGCGGGCAGGACCCAGGAGGCGGCCAGGGGCCUGGGGGAGGGCAGCCCAGGACAGGGAUGCCUGCCAUCGAAAGCCUUCCCCCUGAGAGGCCGCAGCCCCCGGCCCUCGCCAGCACCCCCAUGCAGAAUGGAGGACUCAGGGACAACAGCCGAGUCCCUCGUGCACUUGAGGGGAACCCUGGAGCCUCUACAGAGCCGAUGCUCGGGGCUGGAGGGAGGGGCCCAAGCCCAGGGCCAGCCAGAAAAGAAGCAAAUGGACAGCCAAGCAAACAGGACACCUCAGAUCACCAGGUGUCCCCACCACGGGGAGCAGGGGGUAUGUGAGCCGCCUCCUUCACUGUGCUGACAGACUACCAGCUGGCAGGCCAGGGAGUGGGUUGGGCAUGAAGCCCCUCCCCUCCCCUGGACAGCACUGCCCCCCAGCUGAGGGACCCGCUCUACUUCCACCUGGAGUUGCACAGUCUCAGGCUGGGGGUACCUGGGGAGAAGUCUUAUCCCUGGCCCUCAGCCUCCUCCCCUUCCCCUGCCUGCCCUCAGGCCACCUGACCUACCUUCCCCAUCACCUCACUCCAUAUGCUAGAGCGUGGCGGCUGGGAGUAGGCCCCUGCCCUUGGUGGGCCCUUAAAGCAAUAGCACCUUAGGUCCUCUGCCCUCUUGGCACAAGAGGCCCAGGCCCUGGCUCGGGCUUUGUGCCCUUUAUUCACUGUCAAUAAAUCCGCUCAGACCAUUA